UAAGACACAUUAAAUACUAAUACAUGUCUGAACAAUGUCUUCAUGUUUCGCAUUGAUUGAUAGUUUCAACGCAUCGCAGUAUUUUUCGGGGAGAACCCAUUUUCAUUUCGGGCAUCCCGUUGCAAAAACCACUUUCAGUGUGUACUAUAGUCAAUCCCAAACAAGUAGUUUUGCUGGGCGUCUGUAUUUAGAGAUCUGAGGGCCGGAACUUACUGCUGCUGGACCAUUAGGUUUGACGUAAUGUACUGUCAUGAACUAUAGUCAAUCAUAGCAUUUGGGUCCCAUUUGAUUUUCAGUAGCAAACACAAUCGUUCAUUGAUGGUGCUCGAUGAUUCUUCGGCAACAAGCUUCUACAUAAGUGCGUGUAAAAUUCCUCGAGUAUCCACAUGGAUAUAUGAAAUUGUCGCUGAGGAAUGAUAGAUCUUGUUUCAUGCAAUGCAAUUCAGAGCUUCAAAGAAGCCAGCAGGAAACAUGAAACGGGUUCAGCCUCUGAGGCCUGUUCAAUGCCUGUUUUUCCUCACAGCUUUCCUCUGUUUCAGUAGACAUUCUACUGCCCUGACACCAGAAGGUGUAGCAUUGCUGGAAUUCAAGGCAACACUCAAUGACACAAAGAAUGUUUUGAGAAACUGGAAUGAAUCAGACGCAAACCCAUGUGGCUGGAGUGGGGUAGUAUGCAACCAUUUCAGCAAAAGAGUUACUGCAUUAAACCUACCUUAUCUACUCCUUGGUGGAACCAUUUCUCCCAGCAUUGGCAAAUUGAAGAAGCUGCACAGAUUAGCUCUUCAUGAAAACAGGCUACAUGGAUUUAUUCCCCCAGAAAUUGGCAAUUGCAAAGAGUUGCGAGCAUUGUACUUGCGAGAUAAUUACCUAGAAGGUGAGGUUCCUGCAGAGUUGGGUAACCUGACCCAUCUUAUGAUUUUGGAUCUAUCAAGUAACACGUUGAAAGGGACAAUCCCUCCCUCUAUUGGCAAGCUAGGCAUGCUAAGAUUUUUGAACCUGUCCACAAAUUUCUUUGCAGGAGAGAUCCCUAAAACUGGAGUGAUGGGAGGUUUUACUAAUAUGUCAUUUACUGGAAACCUGGACUUGUGUGGUUUGCAAGUUCAAAAGCUUUGUAAGGACACACUGGAUUUCCCAGCUAUAGCUCCUGAUAAUAGUAGUGGUAUUGUUGGUGGUGGCGAUGCUGUUGUUAAACCAGGAUCUACAAGGAAAUUGGCACGGUAUUUGAAUGGGCUCCUUAUUGGAGCAAUGGUUGCGAUGGGUGUGAUUCUCACUGUGAUCCUUGUAUUUUUGUGGGUCUGCUUUUUACAUAAGAAAGGAAUCAGUGAGGAAUACACUAAGAUAGAACAGCUACCCAAACCCCAACCAGAUAGAAAACUUGUUACAUUCCAUGGAGAUUUACCAUAUACAUCCCAGGAAAUUAUAAAAAAGAUUGAAAUGCUUGAUGAGAGUAACAUCAUUGGUUCUGGAGGCUUUGGGACUGUAUAUAAAUUGGUGAUGGGCGAGAACAGUGCAUUUGCUGUAAAGAAAAUUGACAAGUGUGGUGUGGCAUCCAAUCGCCAAUUUGAAAGGGAGCUGGAGAUCUUGGGAAGCAUUAAACAUAGAAACCUUGUUAAUUUGCGGGGUUAUUGUGUAUUUCCAUCAGCCAAAAUGCUCAUCUAUGAUUACUUGCUUCUGGGCAGUUUAGAUGAGUUUCUACAUGAUAGCAAACAACCUGCAUCAUCUCUAAACUGGAACACUAGAUUGAAGAUAGCACUUGGAUCAGGUCGGGGGCUGGCUUAUCUGCAUCAUGACUGCUAUCCUAGAAUUGUCCAUCGUGAUAUAAAGGCAAGCAAUAUAUUAAUUGAUGAGAAGCUGGAGGCACAUGUGUCAGACUUUGGGCUUGCAAAACUCUUGGAAGAUGAGGAAAGUCAUGUCACAACUGUUGUUGCAGGCACUUUUGGCUACUUAGCUCCAGAGUACUUGCAAAGUGGACGGGCAACGGAGAAAUCAGAUGUGUACAGUUUUGGAGUGGUAUUACUAGAGUUGCUCAGUGGAAAAAGGCCAACGGAUCCUUCUUUUGUCAAAGAUGGAUUGAAUUUGGUAGGAUGGGUCAAUACACUCAUGGCAGAUAGUAGAUUGGAAGAGAUCGUUGAUUCAAAAUGUGACUGCAUCUCCUUGGAUACCAUUGAAUCAUUUCUAGAUAUCGCAACAAUGUGUGUAGCACCAAGUCCUGAAGAUCGUCCAACAAUGAACAGAGUAGUGAAAAUGCUAGAAGAAGAAACUAUGCCUCCAGGGCCAAGGGGUUCAAUCCCAACUACGAGCAGAGUAGUGCAAAUACUAGAAGAAGAAACUAUGGCCAGUGAGUUCUAUGACUUGUUAUCUGAAUGAGAAAUGAAUUCAAUUCAACUGAAGAUGCUUUACUGUGAUAAUGCUUCUAUAUUUUAUUGAUUGGUUUGUCUAGCCUGUAAUUUGGGCUUUCAAGUAGCCCAAUCAAUUUUUUGUUCACCUUUCAUGUAUAUAUGCCAUGUGAGGCACGGUGAUUUUUUAUCUUCUUCUAUGGCAAACCAGAUCAUCUGUGCCAGUAAUAGGACUUAAUUUUUCUUGAAGUAUUAUUUAUUUGUAUCAAGGAUUGCUCGAGUUUGCCAUUGUAAUCAAGCAAAGAAGCAUAUUAAUAUAUAGUUACUGAAUUCUUUUCUCA
Cryptomeria japonica (Japanese cedar) is the source of this 2677-nucleotide messenger RNA. RefSeq names its product LRR receptor-like serine/threonine-protein kinase FEI 1. Bases 436 to 2367 code for a protein of 643 amino acids. The transcript has 13 exons. NCBI's taxonomy places the organism in Eukaryota, Viridiplantae, Streptophyta, Pinopsida, Cupressales, Cupressaceae. Gene Ontology annotation, biological process: protein phosphorylation. The record is from RefSeq and is a predicted model, not a curated record. Gene Ontology annotation, molecular function: protein kinase activity; receptor serine/threonine kinase binding; ATP binding.